AUGACCGGUUUGAUGGAAUGCGUAGGGGCGUCAAGAAAGGUUUUCGAGUACAUGUAUCGUGAACCAGAAAUUCCAAAUGAUGGAGAGAUGAAACCACCCCUUAGUGGGCGGAUCGAGUUCAAAGAAGUAGAGUUCACCUAUCCGUCACGGCCAAACAACAAAGUGUUGAAGGGUUUGGAUUUGGUUGUUGAGGCUGGGCGUACAACAGCACUUGUUGGGCCUAGCGGCGGUGGAAAAUCGUCGAUUGUUUCGCUGAUUCAGCACUUUUACGAGCCAACCAGUGGCACCAUCACGAUUGAUGGCGUCAAUAUAAAAGAUAUUUCCCAUAGUUUCUACCAUCAGAAGAUUGCUCUCGUUGCUCAAGAGCCAAUCCUCUAUAACGGUUCAGUACGAUACAACAUACUGUACGGUUGCGAGUGGGCAACGGAGGAGGACAUGCUCCGGGCGUCUAAGACGGCUAACGUUCAUAAUUUUGUAACUGAACUCGAGAAAGGCUACGAUACUAAUUGUGGAGAAAAAGGAGUACAAAUGUCAGGUAAGAGUUUCGACUGGUUUCUCAAAGAAUCGCAGUCACUUUCUAUUCGCGUAUCCCCGAUCCAAGAAUGA
Molecule: messenger RNA, 606 nt
Organism: Cooperia oncophora
Lineage: Eukaryota; Metazoa; Nematoda; Chromadorea; Rhabditida; Trichostrongylidae
Source: the annotation of a GenBank genome assembly